Messenger RNA from Lachancea thermotolerans CBS 6340, 1488 nucleotides. RefSeq names its product tRNA (guanine) methyltransferase (gene TRM5). Gene Ontology annotation, biological process: tRNA N1-guanine methylation; mitochondrial tRNA methylation. Lineage: Eukaryota; Fungi; Ascomycota; Saccharomycetes; Saccharomycetales; Saccharomycetaceae. The record is from RefSeq and is a predicted model, not a curated record. The transcript has a single exon. Gene Ontology annotation, cellular component: mitochondrial matrix; cytoplasm. Bases 1 to 1488 code for a protein of 495 amino acids.
AUGCAAGCUAGAAGGCGCCUGCUGACCCAAUUGACCAAGAUGAGCAACGCAGCAGCUUCAGGAACCGCUGGCAUGUUCAAGUAUCAGCCACCCGUCAACAGAAACAUGACGGAGUUGGACCGGUCGUUUUUCGUAACACGAGUGCCAAUGGUGGUGGUCCAUUUCCCGGAGCCCAAAAACAUCAGUCUGUUUUCGAAUAAGUUCAAGAACGAAGUUCUGAGGCUCCCAAGGGUCUCAAGGGUCGUGAAGCUCGAAAAUCCGGACUCUGAGCCACCUUUGAAGAAACCUACACCAGCCAACGACAAUCACAUCAAGAAGGGCGUCUUGCUGACAGACAGCGUGAGCAGCGUGGAAGAGGCCAAGGAGAAACUUCCUGCUGAGGCGCUCGAGUUUUUGGAGGCGAACGGGGGCGAAAUUCGGCCGUACGAGUACGUUAUGGACUACGACUUCUGGAAGCCCGAAGAGAUCUUCCGCGCGAUCCUGCCUGAGCAGUUCCUGGACGAGAUUCAGUCCGGAUUCACCGCUACGGGCCACAUAGCACAUAUUAACCUGAGGAACGAGUACAAGCCCUACGGCAAGCUGAUAGGACAGGUCAUCCUCGACAAAAACAGCAAGAUAGAGACCGUGGUCGACAAGGUGGACUCGAUCGCGACCAAGUUCAGGACCUUCCAGAUGCAGGUGCUGGCGGGCAAGGAGGACCUGGUGGUGGAGCAGCGCGAGUCAAACUGCGUCUUCAAGUUCGACUUCAGCAAGGUCUACUGGAACUCUAGGCUGCACACAGAGCACGAUCGGCUGAUCCAGAAGUUCCAGCCCGGCCAGGUCGUGGGCGACGUGUUCGCCGGCGUGGGACCCUUCGCGGUGCCCGCGGGCAAAAAGCACGUCGCGAUGCUGGCCAACGACCUGAACCCUGAGAGCUUCAAGUACCUGCAGCACAACAUCGCGGAAAACAAGGUCGCGGGCUUCGUGCAGCCAUUCAACUACGAUGGGCGCGAGUUCAUCCGCGAGAGCCCGCGUCUGCUGCAGGAAUGGCGCCGCAGCAGCGGCGGCGCCGUGACGAUCCCCGGAGGGCGCCGCUACAAGGACCCGCAAACCGGAGAGACCAAGCGCACGGCGCCGCGCGAGGUGGCCAUCCCACCGUUCUACCACCACUACGUGAUGAACCUGCCGGACAGCGCGCUGACGUUCCUGGACGAGUUCGUGGGGCUGUACUCGAGACACCCGGAGCUGGCCGAGCACGUGAAGGCCCUGCCAGAGUUCCAACUGCCGUGGAUCCAUUGCCACUGCUUCGAGAAGUACGACCACGAGGAGCAGCCCGAGCCCAGCAUGGCGGAGCUGCACCGCCGCGUGCACCGCCGCGUGCUGCAGAUCAUGGGCACGUCCGAGGACGUGCUGCCGUUCACGUCGCUGGAGUUCCACCUGGUGCGGAAGGUGGCUCCGACGAAACCGAUGUUCUGCGUGAGCUUCCAGCUACCGGUGGCGCUGGCGUGA